This is a messenger RNA of Chionomys nivalis (European snow vole), 411 nucleotides long. RefSeq names its product eukaryotic translation initiation factor 1-like. NCBI's taxonomy places the organism in Eukaryota, Metazoa, Chordata, Mammalia, Rodentia, Cricetidae. Gene Ontology annotation, biological process: translational initiation. Gene Ontology annotation, molecular function: translation initiation factor activity; ribosomal small subunit binding; RNA binding. The coding region runs from base 1 to 411 and encodes 136 amino acids. The transcript has a single exon. The record is from RefSeq and is a predicted model, not a curated record. Gene Ontology annotation, cellular component: eukaryotic 43S preinitiation complex.
AUGAAUGAGAUCAAGACAUAUGAUGUGGCCCAGUCACUGAGCCGCCGCCGAGGACUCAGCUGCCUCCCUCUCGAGCCCCCUCGCUUCCUCCACUCUUUCGACCCCUUUGCUGAUGCAAGUAAGGGUGAUGACCUGCUUCCUGCUGGCACUGAGGAUUAUAUCCAUAUAAGAAUUCAACAGAGAAACGGCAGGAAGACCCUUACCACUGUCCAAGGGAUCGCUGAUGAUUACGAUAAAAAGAAACUAGUGAAGGCGUUUAAAGAGAAAUUUGCCUGCAAUGGUACUGUAAUUGAGCAUCCAGAAUGUGGAGAAGUAAUUCAGCUACAGGGUGACCAGCGCAAGAACAUAUACCAGCUCCUAAUAGAGAUUGGACUGGCUAAGGACGAUCAGCUGAAGGUUCAUGGGUUUUAA